Messenger RNA from Rhopalosiphum maidis (corn leaf aphid), 1840 nucleotides. It is a transcript of the gene NitFhit, whose product is annotated as deaminated glutathione amidase. Gene Ontology annotation, molecular function: hydrolase activity, acting on carbon-nitrogen (but not peptide) bonds, in linear amides. Lineage: Eukaryota; Metazoa; Arthropoda; Insecta; Hemiptera; Aphididae. The record is from RefSeq and is a predicted model, not a curated record.
UAAAUUUUUAAUUCUUAUCCUUACGCUUUGCAGUUUGCAAUGUUUGCAUUUCGCAGCAUUAGCCAUAUUAAUUGUGUAUUGUUGAUAAUCACAGUGUUCAGCGUAUUAAAUAUUAGGGAAGACUAAAUGCAUUAGACAGUAGACAUAGUAAUCGAUAAUAAGAUAUUCCGAAAAUAUUGUGGAACGAUUGGUAGGUAAAUAUAAUUUUUGAAAAUAAGAUGGCUAGGGCAUGACUAUUAAAGUUAUUAGUUUGUACUGAUACGAAUGAUCAUUAUGAUUUAUGACGAUCAUUAUAAUUUAUGAAUAAUUUACUAUUAUGGUAAUCUCGAGUUCUUAAUAACCGGAUUAAGCUACCUACCUAAUCAAACGUCAUUGUUGUCAGAUGUUAAUCAAACGUUUAUAUUCAGUAUUUAAAAAUACAUUUUCCGACAUGGACAAUCUUAUUGCUGUUUGUCAAAUAACAUCAACUGCCAAUAAAGAAAAAAACUACCAAAUGUGCAAGACGCUAAUUACUAAUGCUCAUAAAUGUGGAGCUAAAAUGAUUUUCCUACCGGAGUCAUUUGAUUACAUCGAGGAAGACAAAGCUAAGUCAUUAGAGAUGGCUGAGUCUUUAGAUGGAUCUCUUAUCAAUAGUUAUAAAUCAUUAGCUAAGUCAUUGAAUAUUUGGCUGUCUUUAGGUGGAUUUCAUGAAAAGUUUUCAGAAACUAAAUUAAGGAACACACAUUUGGUUAUCAACAAUAAAGGUGAAAUAGCUGAAACUUAUCAUAAAAUACAUUUGUAUGAUGUUCAAAUACCUUCAAAAAAUAUUCAAGCGUUAGAAUCAAGUGUAAUUGAAGCUGGUAAUGAAAUCUUACCACCAGUUAAAACACCAAUUGAUGUUGGUUUAGCUAUUUGUUAUGAUAUGCGAUUUUCUCAGAUGGCUAUAGCGCUAGCUGAAAAUGGAGCAGAAAUUUUAACAUAUCCAUCAGCAUUUUUUUUUGGGACAGGUGCUUAUCAUUGGGAAAUAUUAUUGCGAGCCAGAGCUAUUGAAACUCAAUCUUAUGUAAUUGCUGCUGCACAAACUGGCAAUCAUACCUCAACUAGAAAAUCUUGGGGCCACUCUCUGGUGGUUGAUCCACUAGGAACAGUAAUAGCCCAGUGUUCUGAUGAACCUGGUUUUGUUUUGGCACCAAUUGAUUUAUCGUUAAUAAAAAGUAUUCGCCAAUCAAUGCCUAUAGAAUGUCAUAGACGAUAUGAUAUUUAUCCAAGAAUGAUGUCAAGUACCUUAUGUAAAAAUAAGUCAGUUGAAGAUUCUUAUGAAUUUAAAUUUGGUUCAUCAAUAGUUAAAGGGUUACAAGUCUUUUAUAAAACACAAUUAUGCUUAGCAUUUACCAAUAUUAAAUGUGUUUUACCAGGUCAUGUUUUAGUGGCUCCUCUUAGAGCCGUAGAAAAAAUUACUGACUUGUCUAAUGACGAAGUUGGGGAUCUAUUCCUUACAGUUCAAAAAGUUCAAAAAACCAUUGAACAAGUACAUAACACUAAUUCAUCAUCUAUUGUUAUUCAAGACGGCCAACAUGCUGGACAAACCAUUAAGCAUGUUCAUGUUCAUAUUAUUCCAAGAAAAGCUGGAGAUUUUUUGGUGAAUGAUGAUAUAUACAGAAAAUUACAAAAUGAAAAAGACUGUACAAAUUCAAGGAGAAGCGAUGAUGAAAUGGCACAUGAAGCUAAUCUAUUAAAAUCGUUUUUCUUAAAAAAUUAGUUUUAAAAAUGAUUGUCAUUAGUGGGGUUUAGAUUACAUUAUUACUCUUUACCAACAUUUAUAAUAUAAAUAUAAAAAUAAACGUAAAUAACUUAAUUAUAA